AUGAACAUGGAUGGAAUGGCGCUUUACGUGCGCUCUGAGGUAGACGCCUGCGACGGGACUGGUUCCACCAGGCUUGUUCCUGAGGGGACGGGGCGCGCCUCAUCUUCGGGUGGUGGUGGUGGUGGUGGUGGUGGUGCAAGUAACUCUGCCAAGGCUGACGCCAAGAGUACGGAAGACCUGCUGGUUGAACGGCUCGGUGGCCUGGGGCUUUCUUCUUCGUCGUCGGGAGGAGGAGGAGGAGGCAAGGGUGAGGUGGGCCGACGGAUAAAUUCGUGAUUGCUUGCUGUCGUCUUUACAAAAGGAAAAGAAAAAUAAUGAAACGGACAGGGAGCGUCCCGACAUAGUUAAUAAGUCUCAGAUAUUGUUUCAAUUCGACUACCACACAUGGGGGGGGGAGUCAAUCCCGUAGAAACAAGCGGAGCAUUUUUGCCAUUUACACAGCAUCGGCGCCAGCUCUCCUUCGGCCUCGAACCGCAGCGGCGAUUGUAUUUGAACUUUCUCCCGUCGAAGAACUUAAAGGCCUACAAACAAGCGGGUAGCGUCGCCACUAACACAACCACCCGUACCACAACAUGAGUCCUUCCUGUUUUCGUUGUUUGUUCCCCUCCUCCCUCCCCUCUCCUCUCGGGCAUGCACGCUACGGUUGAAGUCGAAGCCUGCCUCUGGUCUGACGAGCGAAAAGAGGGGGAAGCUUCUCGGACACGACGACAAGGUGUUGGAGCUCAAGACCAAAAACUCAAGGUAUGAUGCGUCGUCUUCUUGUUCGUGCUCCUAAACAACACGACAUGAACGAUGGUUUCUGAGGAUAAAUCUUCAUGCCUGGGAGGUACAGGCUGCACGGCUUGACCGAAACUCGUUGGGGCAGAAAAUCUUGGCUAUUUCAGCAACCAACACCGCUAUUGCGAAAACGAGGCUGGGCAUUUGUGUUUUUAGAAUACCCGAGGGUUGAAAGGACAGGAAGUGACAUCGAUCGGAAAAUAUAGACUAGGGAAAACAUCUUUCGAUCCGCUUUUGGGAAGGAACGAUUGGCCAUCGGUGAUCGGUCCUGUGGGAACGAUGCUCCGUCCGCUCGAGGACGCAUGGCCAAUGGCCUAGCCGCCAAGGCAUGCAAAACAUCAGAGUACGCCCCCCCCCCCCCCCCCCCCCCCCCCCCCCCCCCCCCCCCCCCCCCCCCCCCCCCCCCCCCCCCCCCCCCCCCCCCCCCCCCCCCCCCCCCCNCAAAGGUUUCACAACUAAGGCAUGCGAAGCACGAGUACGCCACCCCCCCCCCCCCCCCCUCCCCCGAAGUGUUUCUCUCAUCGCGCGUCCGUCACUCUUUCAACCCCAUGCAUGCCGUCCCGACGGUACGCCGCUGAGAUCAACUGGAAGGACAUCUAGUGGCAGCUAGCCCUGGGCGGCGCUCACGCGCUGGUCCUUGGCCUACACAACCGCGGGACCUUUAGGGCCGGGGACAUGAGGCACCCUUCCAUCGGUCAAGGCUCGCGCGGAAGAGUCCGGGUCGGCGUCCAUGGUGUUCCUGGCGAACACCCUGCGCGGUAUCGCCAAGGCCGCGCACCGCAUCAUCGGUGCCGCCUCUACUGCGCCCACGCGCCCGGCUGCGCCUGCUACGCCGUCCACGGUUCCUGGCGAGACGGGAACACGCGGCGAAUCAAACCCCCGCGUCGCCGCCGCCGCCGCCGUCGUCGUCGAGUACUCGCCUGGCCGCGACAGCAGGCGCGUGCGCAUGAGGCUUGCCACCGCCGCGGAUGGGGCCGUUCCUCCCUUCUGGACCAAAACGCGACACGCAUGGCGACAAGGAUGGCAGCUGAGAAAGCCGAGCAGAGAGGAACGACAGUUCACAUCUGCCCUAUACCUGUCAGUCUGUGACCGAUAGGCAAGUGGUGACCGCCCUUCUCUCUGCUCGGCUUUAUCUUGCUGGUUCAACAUGCGCUGUUCGCCCGUUCGUUUUGCGGGAGGCACCCGGGCCAAGCGACCUGACGAACUACCCGUUGGCCUCGCGCCUUGGGACCUCGCGCCUGGUCUGAUACGAAAAUCCAUCGACUGAGCACAACAGCGUGCUUUGUGCGAGAGAUCAUCACCGUUGGUUUCGGAUCAGCCAAAUCAAGUAGUCUAAUCCCUUUUCGUUUCUUGCCGUCGGAUUGCACUCGUACUAAAGUAUGAGGUAUAACUGUUGAUGUCGUGACUAUCUCUCGGGCUUCCCUGGUAGCUAGUUCGACAGGGUAGCCUAGCAAAGUAUUCGUCAAAUUUCGAAGAUUUUUUUAUUUAGAGGGGGGGGUCGUGAGUUGCACUGCAGUAGUUUUUUUGUGCAUCUAUAACGCUGUUUCAAGUGGGACGGGAUGGGGGACGUCCCGCCUUAGAGUUACAAACUCACAAGGGUGGAUUCCACCUAUGUUUCGAUGUCAGUUUCGCAACUCGUGGGGGCGUCAAAGGCAGUGCCGGGGCGAGAGAGGGCUGGGGAAAAACCCACAACGAAGAGUCGUCUGGCGUGAUCGCGCGAUCAAGGCCGACAGACCAAGGGGGGGGNACUAAGCGCGAAGCGCCGUGAGGUAUUCGGCGAGUCGCAUGAAGGGUGCGCUGCAUCCUGCUAAGGGUUUUCGGCAUCUUGUGCUCACUUCCUUGCGUACGGAUAACAGUUGCGUAUGACUUGAUUUAUUUUCUGGUGCUUUCACUUCCAGAGACAGUUGUAAGCACUGUGUUCCUUCCUCGAGGGUGCUUGACCAUUUUGGGGGUAAACGCAUGCCGUAGUCAUUGAACCAUUGACCUUACGCCCCUAUAACACCAGAACAAGGAGGGGGGGGGAGGGUUGCUUGUGGUAAAUGAAGGGAUGCAUACCUGUUGCAGACUAGUUUUUGGGCGACGGCGAUUUGACCACGGGAAGGGCUCAGGGAAGUGCUUCCUUUCCGCAUUUUGGAAGUGCUUGUCUUGAGUGCAACUCCAGGGAAGGUACUGCUCAACCCUUCUCGCGUUUGGGAAAUUAAGAGAAAUAGGCGUCGUAGAUGAUGUAUUUCGUGCCACCCAGGGUUGGAGUUAUUCAGCUCGAGAGCAAGAUCGCACGAUAGGGGGAGAACCUGGGCGAGGUUGACAUUUCGGAUGGCGAAGAAAAAAAAAUCACGCUUGGCUAGGACAAACCAAUACGUAAGGGUGAUUCAGCUUGGUUGUUGGAUGGUAAGAAGAGCGCACAAGAGGCAUGUAGGCGCAUUUAUGCGGUAUGUACCCCGUGCUUUGUUCCACAACAGUUUACCUUCGUCGAAGGGAUACUCCCUGAGGUAUUGUGGUAGUACUCUUCUGGUGGUAUUGGACAUGCUUGGGGGUUGGAUUUGUUUUGCGGAGAAGGUUUCUAUGCAUGAGGAUAUUUUUGUGUUUCAGCGACUCGAGAGAAUGUUAUAUUUGUUGAAGAAUGGUGGAGAGAGAUUUCAUUGUUGGUAUAAUGAGUACGACGAGGACAAUUUCUCGAGAGGGUGCAUUAGUUGAGGUCUUGUUAGGUAUUCACGGUAGGUUAAUCUUGAACCGAAGAUAUUUUGGCCCGUGUUGAAGGAGGACUACUUGGGAAGGAUGACAAUGCCGUUGAACCUGGCAAUUUCCAUUGUGGGGAGCUCCUGAGAUCGUAUCCGUAUCACCAAAAGCGGGGGCUGCUUGGUGUGCUCGAUCUAGGUUUAUAUGUUCUGCGGGACCUCUGUCCUUUCGGGUAUGGGUGAGAUAGAGACUGCGGGGCGCGUCCCUGGUGAUCCGAGUCUUGCUGUCUUUCUGCCUUGCUGCCCUCGGUUCUUUCGUCAGGUGUGGUUGGGUUGAGGUUUGGGUACGGGUUGGGACGAGACGUGGAGACUGAUGGUGGUAAAUAGCAAGUGGAAGGAAGGCAAGGGUACCUCCACUUCUUGGGUCGUGACUGAGACCGUUCGGGUGCUAACGGAUCACACAUGGUCCAACCCCC
Molecule: messenger RNA, 3928 nt
Organism: Ectocarpus sp. CCAP 1310/34
Lineage: Eukaryota; Phaeophyceae; Ectocarpales; Ectocarpaceae
Source: the annotation of a GenBank genome assembly